CAGGAGCUUCGGAUCGGUGCUUUCGGCAUUGCAGCGCAGCCAAGCAGGCGCCAGCUAGGCUAGUUACUUAACAAUAGUUUGUUGUGUCCCAAUAAUAAAUAACAAAAUGUUGAAGGACAGUUUAUAAAUGAACACAUGUUAUUUUUGAAAAUUCGUACAUAAAGUUUCCAAAAUGCUGUCGAAUAGACGCUUGAUUGCUGUUUGUGUGUUUGUAACAUGUUGCAACGUGGGUCUUUUGGUGUUAUUCUACAAUCUGAACGCGCAUGAGAGAUGCUUUGUCACGCUGGACGAGCAGUCGAUUCGAACGGUUGUUUCCAACGAGUUCCUGAGCAUCGGCAUCGACACAUCGGAAAUCGAAAAAUAUGACACAAUAGACUUUGCAAAGCCAAGAUUUAGAAAGCUGGCAGCGGCGCUGGCGCCCGCGCGGCUCCGCCUAGGCGGCACCAUGUCCGACCGACUGAUAUUCAGCAAAGAGGACGCCAUCUCUCCAACAUCUUGCGAUCUACCGUGCCCGAAGAACUACUCCAAAUCCGUCUGCUCUUCAAUCCACAUCUUAUGCGGCAAGCCCCAUCCGUUCUUCAUUAUGACUGGCAAGAAAUGGACCGAAAUCAACGAGUUCUGCAAAGCAACGAAAAUGAGGCUCCUGUUCACCUUAAACGUAUUGCUACGCAACGAAAGUGGUUGGUACGAUCAAAAUGCUAUUGAAUUACUAGAAUACUCCAAGCAAAAAUACCACCACAUAGACUGGCAGCUAGGGAAUGAACCUAAUUCCUUUCAACAUGUUUUCAAUGUAAGUAUCACCCCUCAAGCCUUAGCUCAAGAUUUCAAGCACCUCCGUAAGCUCCUUAACCACUACCGCUACAAGCACUCUUUGCUAGUUGGCCCUGACACUACAAGACCUCAGGAGAACCGUCCCGAGUGUCUGCGCUACAUGGUUGAUUUCCUUUCAAAUGGCUCGGACUACAUAAAUGCUAGGUCUUGGCAUCAGUAUUAUUUAAACAGCAGAACAGCCAAGUUAGAGGACUUUUGGAAUCCUGACACAUUUGAUUUACUAAAGAGUCAAUUAAAAACUAUGCAUGAUCAUACAACACAGUACAAAAAUAUACCAAUGUGGCUAACUGAGACAAGCAGCUCAUAUGGUGGAGGUGCCCCAGGUUUGUCAGACUCUUAUGCAAGUAGCCCAUUAUGGUUAGACAAGCUGGGCCUGGCAGCCACCUACAAUGUCACUACAGUGGUAAGGCAAAGUUUCUUUGGAGGCAACUACAGUCUAGUAGAUAAACAGUUAAACCCACUCCCUGAUUGGUGGGUAAGUGUUAUAUACAAGAGGCUAGUUGGUAACAAAGUGUUGCAAAUAAAUUGCAAAUGCACACGCUUCCAGCGAAUGUACGCUCAUUGCACAAACAGAAAAUAUACCAAUGACACAACAGCAGUCACUAUUUUUGCUGUAAAUUUGGAAAUGGCUAAAGCGAAAUUUCUCCUGAACGGAACUGCUUUGCAUGGAGAUAAUUUGUCUAUUGAUGAGUAUAUUAUUCAUGCUCCAUCAAACAAUAGACAAUCAAAGACCAUUUUGUUAAAUGGAUGGCCAUUGUAUUUUGAGUCUUCUAUGCCUGAACUAGAGCCGAUACACAUAAAGUAUGGUAAUCAUAUUUCAAUGCCGCCUUAUUCUAUUGCAUUUUGGGUGAUCAGAAAUACAUCUAUCAAGGUGUGUAAGUGAACAUAGCGCAGUGACAGGAAAGCUUUUAGUGAUCAGUGAUCAAAAUAUGGUACUUUUUGUGUUUUAUGUCUAUUUGCAUUUCAUUCCAGUAGUUUGGUCUACAUGAUUUUUUAUUUGUGUGGAAAGAUUUUUUUUCUAAACUGAAUAUUUGCUCUCGCGUCUUUUUUAUAACAUGUGUAUUUCGAGUCUUAGUACCUGUAAUGUAUUACUAAAAAAUGUUUGUGUAAUUUUAUUUAAUGAUAAACAGAAUUUUGUUCAUACUCAUGCUAUUUGUAUUGAUCUGAUCUGAAAUCAUCUAGAACAAUCAUGAAUAACAUCAUGAUACUGAUAAGGUAAGGUGGGGGCAGACAAGGGUUUUUCUAGCGGGAUAAGAUGGAAAGCCGCCCAUGGUGCUUCAUUAUACAAAACAUAUUUCAUCUUACCCCUCAAGAAAUGCUCUUCAAUCUUUCCCUACCUUAUCUUACAAAAUAAAUGAAACAUAGCAUAGUGUAUACAGGGUGUCUCCUGUAACAACCAGCAGUAAAUUAAAUUGUCUAUUCAAACUUACUUAAUUUUACUUGUAUUAUGAUUUUUUUCGCCAUUUAAAGAUUCUUCUAAGACACAACGUAUAAUUUAUCAAGUUUAAAGUGUGACAGGCAACAUCAAUUGCAGUAAUGAUGGUGUUGUAUGUUGAAGGUAAUCUUUACUCUGUAAGAAAAAAUUGAAAUCUAAGGACAUCAUAAUUUUUUAAAGUGGCUGUACAAAAGUAUACUCUUCAUAUAUUUGUACUUUUAUUAUUUGCUUGUGUUACAGGAAACUCCCGGCUUAUUCAGUGUUAUAUUUACGCGCAAUAAUUUAUUAACAGAAAAACCAUUCACCUUGUUAAGAAUCAUAACUGAGUGUGUUUCCACAGUCGGCCUUUCUGAGCUCAUUAGUCGCUUCAUAGCAAUUCAACUAUUGUAACCAUUCCUUGACCACUUGUAAUCAGUGCUCUUGAUGCGACAUUGAACUCUUUAGUGUUUGAUAAGUAACUAAUAUUAUAGUAUUCAAUAUUGUAGUAUAGUGUAACAUCCAACCGUCUAUAAGAUACAGAAUUUUGCAGCUCAUCUUAGACAUUAAUAGACUUGUAGCUUUGCAUUUUGUAUGUCCAACCUAGGCUCCUGAGCCUGAAUCCGCGCAAGGCCUUUAUGCUUCAUAAAUUCUCAUCUAAAAUUCCAACAGAAAUUUGUCGUGUUGCAGAUAAAGCAUAAAGAUGGCGGGUGACCACACAAGGGUCGGGUGGCGGAAAUCCGCGCAAAAUUAUCUGUUUUGGGUUUCAUUUCUAUGACAAUGGAAACGUCGUGGCUGCUUACGCUGGAAUCACAUCUAUCACCGUCUCUGACAGAUGUGUUUCUACGAGGUUUCCACCCUUAGAUGGCAUUGAUCUUAGACUUUGGGCGCACAAGGCAUGUAGAGUUCUUAUUUUGUCCGUGGUAUCAAAACCUAAACGUUGAACCCGUUGGGGUGAGGAAUAUCGAGUGUAAAAUCAGUGUUAUUGAAAUAUCUGUCUUCUGCAUAAUUGAAUUGAUAUUGGCGGUUGGCUGUUACAUUAUAGUUUGAAGGUUGCAUUUUUCUCCAUUUCCUGAUUACUCUAAAAUGAACCUUAAUGUAAUACACUGAUAGUACUCUAAACUUGUUCAUCAUUCUUAGUAGUGCCACGUGUAUAAUUUUCUCAACAAAGUUAUUUAUGUUAUUGGAGUUAGAACUUUAUUGUGAGUGGUUGAUGAUAUAGAUUUGAGUGUGUAUGAUAGUCUGCAACUGUGCACUUGACAUUUGGCAUGGAUGUUUACUUGUGUAGUUCCGAGUGCCAUUUGUUACUAUUAUUGUAAAUAAUAUGAACUUGUGGUCAAUUACGAUCCUUUUGUAGUCAUAUACAUGUAUAACUUAUAUAUGAUAGAUUAAUACAGUGGUUCCCAAAGUUAACUGGGCUUCGACGUCCGCCCUACCUCACAAAAAUUGCGAAAUUUCGGACGCACCUCUUGGCUGUCUCAAAAAUGCACCUCAGCUAUCCUCAGAUUGCAUAGCAGUUUGGGCCCAGACCCAGACCCACUAAAUAUUCGCUAGCUCGCUUACUAAUGGGCCGUGAUGCUUUGGGAAGCACUGGAUUAAAUUAAUAAUACUCCUGCUAAAUAAUCCGGUGAUAUAUCUCGCCGAAAUAGAAAAAUAUUGCUUUUUACUAUAAUGCGAGUGCCUUGAACAGCAAUACAUACAUUUUAGAUUGCAUAUAAGUACUUUUUGCCUAGGUCCUUAAAACAAUAUUUUAUGUAGAUUAAAAACUAACGUUACCCUAUUAAAUACUGGUAGAUAACCUUGAUGGAAGAAGCAAAAAAAUUGCAUAAAAAAGACGCUGACUUUUUAGUAAAUUUUUACCUAACUCAAGGAGUAAGUAUUCUGUCCAUAAGUACAAGUACGGCGGUGAUAACGUUUUUCAGUUAAAAUGUCACUACAAAAACACGUGUAGAAGUCGUAUAAGGACAUUAUUUUAUUUGACCAUAAAACUGUACCCGGCAUUUACAGACGUUGACGUAAUGUAGAUUACUUCCAAUGUCAAGUCUUUCAUCAAGUAAUACUUUGUAAACAAAGUUAAUGAGGCUAUACGAGUAUUAUGAACGGACAAUGAUAUUUCUUAGUUUAGGUUUAAAGAUGGGUACACGAUUUUAAUACGAAUUCACGCGAAAUAUUUACCUACGUCAUUUUUCUACCUACUUUUUUAUACAAUUUCUCACGGUUUUGACGCUAUUGUGAUUAGUUUCAUUCGUGACGUGGUUAGCUAAGAAUGCUUUAGGUAAUUUAAGUUUUUAACAAUUCCUUUUCUCAUUACGAAGUGACUAACUUUUGGUAACAUCAACACAUCAACUUAUAUUUUGUCUUCUGCAGACUAUCGAUUGUCUUACCUACUGUAUUUAUUAUCUUGAACGUGGUUGUCCUUAGAUAAAGAUAUGUUUAACCCAACAAGUGGUAUUGAAACCUGAAUAAAUAUUAAUAAAUAUCAAAAUUUCCAAUUGUAAUGUUUCGAGGUCACAUUAACUAAAUAUAAUUUUAUAAUAACAUAUACAAAUGGAUAGAUUAUAUGCAUUUAAAUAUGAAUAAACGGCAGCUACCAUUUCCUUUGCCUUUGACAAUAUUUUUGUA
This is a messenger RNA of Leguminivora glycinivorella, 4864 nucleotides long. RefSeq names its product heparanase-like (gene Hepa). The record is from RefSeq and is a predicted model, not a curated record. The coding region runs from base 173 to 1714 and encodes 513 amino acids. NCBI's taxonomy places the organism in Eukaryota, Metazoa, Arthropoda, Insecta, Lepidoptera, Tortricidae. Gene Ontology annotation, cellular component: extracellular matrix; membrane. Gene Ontology annotation, molecular function: hydrolase activity, acting on glycosyl bonds. The transcript has 2 exons.